AUGGCAACAGUGACCAAGAUCAGCCUCUCUACCGAUGUGCCGGCCAUCGUCCGUGUCAAGGUCUUGGACCAAGAAGCCACAGACACGACCAGCUCUUUCCUCAACCAUAACCACACCACCCACGACAUCCUCUUCGACGAGGUCGGUCGCCACAACCACAUCGUCCACCACGCCCUCGCUGCAUUCGCCUUGGGAGCCGACGCAGAGACAUUGAAAAAGCAGUAUGAAAAGAACGCAUCGUACCAGCGGCCCCCUCCACCAGCAGACGAAAAUGCCCUCGAGUCCCUGGAUAGUGACCCUCGGGUGCUUCUGAACAGCAUGACCAGGUCGGAGAACUACUCGACUUUCCUGGCGUAUUUUACGCAAAAGCUCUCGUCGGCAUCGAUCCCCGACGUUCUCAACGAGUACGUCUUCUCCGACACCGAACCGGCCAAGACCAUCUUCAACCGCUUCUUCGCCGGAUACUAUCACCCUUUUAUCCACCUAGGAUACGGCGUGGAGUUCAACCAGCCGGCGAUCGUGGCCGAGGCGCUGGCCCAGGCGUGCGUGCAUCCAACGUACCUGGACGCCUUUUUCGAGCUCACUGCGAAAGCCGCAGAGGAUGAAACGCCAGACACGAUGGUGAACCUGCUGAACAAGGUCCGCGGCGACGCCAGAGUCUCGACAGCGGCGCACUGGGACGACGGACAAAAGGUCCGCGACGGCGUGCUCGCCCGUGCCAAAGCCGAAAUGGUCGCCUACGCCGCGCAGUGGCAGGUCCAGCCUCCCUACAGCCAGGAGCGUCUGGAACGAGCCGCGGCGGAGGUGAUCAACGCGGACGCAUAUCUGACGGGCGCGGCGCAGAACCCGCCCAAGGUCAUCAAGAUGGACUUUUUCUACAUGCACGCCGUCAACUCGAGCAUCUUCCUCAGCGUCUUCCUCGCGCAGGACUGGAUCGCCCCACAGAUCAAGGCCAAGCUGGUCGAGUGGAAGGGCCGGCUCGAUCUAGCGCUGUACGCGUCGCGGAGGGCGCCGAAGCUCCUCCUCGAUGAGAUCGCGAACUAUCCCGCCGACGGCAGGGAGGUACUCGGCUGGGACGAAAUAUACAGCGUGGCGAGUCCGUUCAUGGAUGACGGGCACACGGCGAAAUUCAUCCGCGCAUUGGCGAAUGGAGAGAGGAUGUGCGCUCCUUUUGAAAACGAGAUCCGCAAGCCAUUGUCUAACGAGACUAAUGGACACGUCAACGGACACGCGAGCGGCGUGGGCUUGGAAGCUAAUCGAGAGAACGCGCCCGACGACGUAUGGAAGAUCAAAGGAGACAUGUGGCGGCGACUGGCUAUGAUGGUGCUGGACAGCGUUCAACCCGAACACGGUGAGAGGUGGGCGAGAAGCGUGGGAUUCGCAGAAGCAUGGAAGGACUAUGGGCUGAGGAAGGAUUCAUCCCGAAGCAAUGACGCCUAA
This is a messenger RNA of Fonsecaea nubica, 1440 nucleotides long. RefSeq lists its product as hypothetical. Bases 1 to 1440 code for a protein of 479 amino acids. The transcript has a single exon. The record is from RefSeq and is a predicted model, not a curated record. Gene Ontology annotation, molecular function: oxidoreductase activity. NCBI's taxonomy places the organism in Eukaryota, Fungi, Ascomycota, Eurotiomycetes, Chaetothyriales, Herpotrichiellaceae.